GAUUGUAGAUUCGUCCUCGACUGGUGUAGAUAUUAUCAAUAGGUGAUAAUUAUUUUUAUAUGAUUUAGAUCAAUGUAAUUGUUGUUCAAAGUAUAAUUGAGUAAAUAGCAUACAAAUAAAAAUAGCAGAUAAAUAGAAUAUUUCAUUAAAAUGGGCAAUAGAUCAUCGUUACUAUUACGCGAAGAAGAAAUAGCUCAAAUUCAAACAGAAACUGGAUUUACACCAAAUCAAAUAGAAAGAUUAUAUUCGAGAUUCACCGCAUUGGAUAGAGGGGAUUGCGGCACUCUAAGUCGAGACGAUUUUCUACGUAUACCAGAAUUAGCGAUCAAUCCCCUUGGGGAGAGGAUAGUUAAUUCGUUUUUCCAAAGCGAUGAUUUCAAUGAUAGAGUUAAUUUUAGACAGUUUAUGCAAGUUCUUGCUCAUUUCAUACCAGUUAAGAAAAACAAAGAAAACAAAUUAAAUUCCAGAGAACAAAAAUUACGCUUUGCCUUUAAAAUGUACGAUCUUGAUAAUGACGAUAUGAUAUCCAAAGAUGAACUACUAGCUAUUUUACACAUGAUGGUCGGAACUAAUAUAAGCGAGGAGCAACUGAACAGUAUAGCUGAAAGAUCCAUUACUGAAGCCGAUGAAGAUGGUGAUCAGAUGAUCUCUUUUGAAGAGUUUUGUAAAGCAUUACAAAGGACAGAUGUUGAGCAGAAAAUGAGCAUACGAUUUUUGAACUAGUUUUGUUAUCAAGAUCAUUCUUAUGAUAACUACAUUAUUUGCAAGUUGGGCAGAUCUACAAAAAUUAUAAUUUCAUUUAAGACACCAGAAAAGUAAAAAAUAUUGUAUAUUUCAACAUAACUUCCUUUUAACUCUACCAUUCAACUGAAAACCCAAAAUAAAAUUUUUAAUACCUCGCAGAUGAUAAACAAGUCAAUAAAGUCGACCAACGUGUUCUACGUCAUAUUUCUAUGACCUACAAUGACUUUCUGAAGUCUUAUUGUUUAGGACGGUUUGAACUGAAUAACAAUAUACUAUAAUAGUGUAUGAUUUUGUUUCCAGCCGCCACUAGUGUGUAUUUAUGAUAUUAUUUUAAAAGAUUUACAUUUUGUUUUUAUUAUUUUGUAUAUUCUAUUUUUAUUUGUAAACUAUGACCUAUUUUGUAAUUUGAUAUAUUUAGUAAUAAUCAUAUAAUCCACAAAUUAUUUAAUUUAAAAUAAAAGUACAAUGUUGGAUGUUGCUAUGUGAUAUGUUCAGAAUGUAAUGAAAAUUUUAUUUUUUUCCAAAAACAUUCAUUUUUUCGUCUACUGAGUUUACACGUUUGAUCUUUGGAAUAGCUUUUAGCCCUUUGUACAUAGCUCUCUUAAUGUCAUCGUAUAUUUUUUGAAAAAGAAAAAGUUACAACCUGGUGAUGGUGUUCAUGCUUUUUAAUGUGAAAAUAUGUACAUAAAAACCUAGCAAGCACAGCAAAAUAUACAUUCAUCAAAAUUUUGUGAAUAUGCAAUGAUUUUUAAACACAAACCAUUUUGAAAUAUGACUCCCAAAUUCAAAUUCUUAAUAUAGGUACGCUUCAGCAAGUUAAUAUUUUUUUUUCAUGGAAAUUAAAUAGGAAUACAAAAAUUUAUAGUAGAUUAAACGAUUUAAGACAAAAUUAGAUCAACAUUCUUGGAUAUUUGAAAGUCCUGCUAACCUAACAUAACAAUUAAUCAGUUGGAAAUAUUUUUUACUAAGUCGGAUCUUAAUAUAUAAUAACCGUAAUGUUAUAAAAACAGACUAAUAUAAUAAUAAUAAUAAUAAAAUUCUUACCGUCAUAACAAUUCUUUUUCAUACCAAUCGUUCCACCCACGUAUAGAACGAGAAUUCUUCUAAAAUUUUCAAAAUCCAUGGUUUAUUCGUAUACUCGUAUCUACCUACCGCUCGCUAACUGGAUCUUAGAAUAAACAAGAUUAGUUCGAUGCUGUUAUCAACGAAUUGAAAGCAUUAAAAUGUUUACAAUUGUUAUCUUUCUUCGCGAUUUAUUAUUUCGAUGCAGUAGGGAUGCCAAUAUUGUGUAAUACAUUACAUUUGUGGAAAUUUUAAGCUUUCAGAAGGUGAUUACUUCGUUGUUUUUGUAAAUUUAUGUUGAUAACAUUUAUUACAAACUAGUUUGAAGAACUAAAAAUUUGAAUAAUUUGUAAGCAUUGUUUUGAUAUAAGUCAUUCUAUAAAGGAAACACAAGUUAACUGUCAAAUAAAGCACCGUUGCCUACUCCAAGUUGUGUAUACAAAAACAUAGAUUUCUACUAACUUGAAACUAUAUUUUCAAAAGCUAACAAAGUAAACUCGAGAUUUAUCGCCUUAAGACUAUUAUUUAGGAGGGUUUAAAAAGAGUAACGAUGUAUUUUUUUGUUAGUUCAAAAAAUUAUAAGAUUUAAGAAAAAGAA
This is a messenger RNA of Diorhabda carinulata, 2404 nucleotides long. It is a transcript of the gene elm, whose product is annotated as calcineurin B homologous protein 1. The coding region runs from base 151 to 723 and encodes 190 amino acids. Lineage: Eukaryota; Metazoa; Arthropoda; Insecta; Coleoptera; Chrysomelidae. The transcript has 4 exons. The record is from RefSeq and is a predicted model, not a curated record. Gene Ontology annotation, molecular function: calcium ion binding.